AUGUAUUCUCAUAAAUAUUCUAAAUGUGAGCCUCAACCACAACCCAACGUGUUGUGCCCUCCUUAGCCCAUGUACUCAGCCAACUAAAUAAUACCACACAGUACUGGAGGUUUCCCUCGGCCAGCUUACUGCGGACAACUUCCUACUACCGAGUCUUCGCCCUGCACUCCGUCGUCUAUCUAACGAGUUGCACAACGGGCAUGGGUUCUUCGUGAUUCGAGGCCUGCGUGUCGAUGAAUAUACGCGCCCCGAUAAUGUUCUCAUCUAUCUGGGACUCUCAACUCAUCUAGCGCCACAACUCGGCCGCCAAGACUAUCAAUUUGAUGGCCAACCUGACGAUGUGCUUUUGGCUCAUGUCAAAGAUCUCUCGUUGCUAUCGUCGUCGUCUGGGCCCAACGGCGGUAUCAUUGGUAGUCCCGCCUACACCACCAAUAAGCAAGUCUUUCACACAGAUACUGGCGACAUUGUGUCGCUCCUGGCACUCGAGACAUCAGCCGAAGGUGGCGCUAGCAAUUUUGUAAGCACUUGGAGGGUAUACAAGUAAAGCCCAGACGCGGCCUAAUCUGAUUCAUACACUAUCCCAACCAUGGGACGUGGAUGCGUAAGUUCUCUCCAGCUCCUCCUCUCUUUCUCUACGGGCCCUGAGGUCGGCUUUCUUACAGGUCCGAAAAGAAUGACCGGCAAUUUGAGCAACGUCCAAUCCUCUUUCAUUUCCCCGCUACGGCGUCGACACCUGAGCGGGUUGGUUUGCAGUACUCGCGGCGGUACUUCGUCGGUUUUGGAGCGCUCCCACGAAGCGACAAUAUCCCCCCAAUCACUGAGGCUUAA
This is a messenger RNA of Hymenoscyphus albidus, 828 nucleotides long. NCBI's taxonomy places the organism in Eukaryota, Fungi, Ascomycota, Leotiomycetes, Helotiales, Helotiaceae. The record is from the annotation of a GenBank genome assembly.